GUACAUGGUGUUGGUAUCUCCGUUGUAAAUGCAUUGUCAAGCUGGCUGGAAUUAACUAUUUGGCGCAAUAAGAAAGAACGCUUUAUGUGCUUUGAAGAUGGUGAAUAAAUAAGAAGACAAACAAAUGAGGGAAUAGAGUAACAUUUAUACCGUCAACGGAGAUUUUUAUUAGCAUUGAUUUUCUCCACUCUUGAUAAUCGUAUCAGAGAAUUAGCUUUUUUAAAUGCAAAU
Brugia malayi is the source of this 231-nucleotide messenger RNA. Lineage: Eukaryota; Metazoa; Nematoda; Chromadorea; Rhabditida; Onchocercidae. The record is from the annotation of a RefSeq genome assembly.